Molecule: messenger RNA, 812 nt
Organism: Salvia hispanica
Lineage: Eukaryota; Viridiplantae; Streptophyta; Magnoliopsida; Lamiales; Lamiaceae
Source: RefSeq, a predicted model, not a curated record
UGAGCAGCUACUCAUACAUAACACAGAGCAAGGCACAUAAACGACUACGAGUCAAGCAGAUGACAGGAGUAAGCUCGUCGUGUGGAGCGUGUAAGUUCUUAAGAAGGAGGUGCACGGAAGAAUGUAUAUUCGCACCUUAUUUCAGUUACAAGCAAGCAGCAAACCACUUCGCAGCAGUCCAUAAGGUGUUUGGAGCCAGCAACGUGUCGAAGCUGCUGUCACAUCUGCCAGAGCAUAGCAGAAGCGACGCUGCCAUAACUGUAUCGUACGAAGCGCUGGCGCGCAUGGAGGACCCUAUUUACGGUUGCAUUGCUCAUAUCUUUGCCCUGCAGCAGCAGGUGGCUAUCCUAGAGGAGGAGAUAGAAAUGUAUGGAAAAGCAAUAGCUAACCCUGGUGGUUAUUUUAGCAGAGAAUGGGAGAAUGAAGCGACUAUGCAGACAAUGAUGGAUCCGGGAACGAGUGAUGUGAUAUCUGAAGGCUGCGUGUUGGAGAGGCUGCUUGAACAAGACUAUUAUAUCUACCAAGACAAUAAUCUGCAAUCACUAUGGACCAGGUAUGCAGCACAAGUGCACAACCUCAGUCUCAGUGGUAGGGAGAGAGGAAUUUAUGUCACCGUUCUUUUCUUGUUUUCGUAUUUUGUCCCUUAAGUCUGUAAGUUAGGAGUGUUAGCUAAAGCUCCAAUACUAUCUACUUUUCCAGGUUUUGUAUGACUCAAAUCGGAAAAGCCAAUAUCUGUAAUAUUGCUUUGAUUCAUUAACUAUAGUAAAUUAUGCAUAAGUUAAUAUUACAUAAUACAGUGUCAGUACAUAAAU